Messenger RNA from Eruca vesicaria subsp. sativa (arugula), 1327 nucleotides. The record is from the annotation of a GenBank genome assembly. Lineage: Eukaryota; Viridiplantae; Streptophyta; Magnoliopsida; Brassicales; Brassicaceae.
UUCUAGUAUCCAUGGCCAAAUCUUCAACUCUCCUCCUAUGUCUCUCUGUUUUUAUCUUCAUCAUCUCCCAAUCUGCCUUGGCUCAAACAUGUUCCAACUACAAAUUCUCCACCAACACUCUCUUUGAGUCUUGUAACGACCUCCCUGUUCUUGAUUCCUUCCUCCACUACACUUAUGAUUCCUCUUCCGGCAACCUCCAAGUCGCUUAUCGCCACAAAAAUCUCUCCCCCGGGAAAUGGGUCGCAUGGGCCGUUAACCCCACAGCCACCGGUAUGGUUGGAGCUCAAGCCAUUGUGGCUUAUCCACAAUCAGACGGCACUGUUAGGGCUUUCACUUCACCUAUCAGCGGCUACCAGACGAGUCUACAAGAAGGUGACCUGAGUUUCAACGUCUCAGAGUUAUCAGCCACUUACCAAAACAACGAGAUGAUCAUCUUCGCAACUCUGAGUCUUCCACUUACAAACGGUGGAAACAUUAAUAUUGUGUGGCAAGAUGGGUCUCUUUCAGGGAACAGUCUCCUGCCUCACCCAACUUCUGGCAAUAACAUCCGCUCUGUUUCCACAAUUAACGUCAUCUCCGGUACAUCUGCAUCCACCUCAGGAGGAGGAGCAGGAGAUUCCAAGCUUAAAAAACGCAACAUACAUGGGAUAUUGAACGCAGUGAGCUGGGGAAUAAUGAUGCCAAUAGGAGCAAUCAUUGCUCGAUACUUAAGAGUCUCAAAAUCAGCAGGCCCUGCUUGGUUCUACCUUCACGUUUCCUGCCAAGCUUCUGCUUAUAUCAUUGGUGUUGCUGGGUGGGCUACAGGUCUCAAACUUGGCAGCGAAUCAGAAGGGAUUCAGUUCAGCACUCACCGUGCCAUCGGUAUCACUCUCUUCUGCCUUGCAACAGUUCAGGUGUUUGCUAUGUUCUUAAGACCCAAACCAGACCACAAGUACAGAUUCUACUGGAACAUCUACCACCACACCGUCGGCUAUACCAUUAUCAUCCUCGCAAUAGUGAACAUUUUCAAAGGGUUGGACAUCUUGAGCCCUGAGAAGCAGUGGAGAAACACUUACACAGCUAUAAUCGUAACGCUGGGUCUAGUGGCGGCAGUGCUGGAAGGCUUUACUUGGUUUGUAGUUAUAAAAAGAGGGAAAGCAGAGGAAUCUGCCAAGACAUCUCAGCUUGGAAACGGUGAUAGGUCUCAGUAUGCUUAGAGAAGUAGUUGAUGUAUUAAGAGUAUAGAGUGAAAUUUUCUGGUUAUUUAUCAGCUUUCAGUUGGGAUUUCAUAUAUGUAUUGUAUUACCUAGAUUGAAUUAAUAUAUUUGAUGUUUAAUAGUUGUUGAGG